Molecule: messenger RNA, 2051 nt
Organism: Exophiala oligosperma
Lineage: Eukaryota; Fungi; Ascomycota; Eurotiomycetes; Chaetothyriales; Herpotrichiellaceae
Exons: 1
Coding region: 47-1429 (460 amino acids)
Biological process (GO): ribosome biogenesis
Cellular component (GO): preribosome, large subunit precursor
Molecular function (GO): protein binding
Source: RefSeq, a predicted model, not a curated record
CAAUCUUUUACCGUUUCAGGUGAGAUUUGUAAACAACACUCUGAGUAUGGCUUCAACUCCCGCCUUGUCUGGCAAUGCCCAAGUGCGCGCCAGACUUACAACCCGAGACACGGAUCUCGUACUUCAAGAGCCUGCACCCAUUCUGAUUCCUACAUCCUUCCGUCGCAUCCAGCUCUCUACACUGGUCAACAACCUCGUCCAGACCGAAAAGACGAUACCCCUAGAUUUCAUCAUCAAUGGAACCUACCUCCGUACCACGCUCGAGGAGUAUCUCACCAAUAACGGCAUUUCUACCGAGACCACACUGAACAUUGAGUACGUGCGAGCGCGCAUCCCACCUCGAUACGCCGCUUCCUUCGAACACGAUGACUGGGUCAGCGACAUAGACGUCCUGUCCGGAAACAACCCCAGGAUAUUGUCUGCCAGUUACGAUGGGCUGUUGAGAGUUUGGAACACGUCUUCACAAGUGCUCGCGACGUCUCCGGCAAUGUCGCAGAGCGACGGGCAAACGUUCAUCAAGUCGGCCAAAUUCGUUUCACCAAAGCAAAUCGCCUCAGGAGGGUUUGACCGAGCGUUGAGACUAUGGAAAUAUGAGGAGGAGCAAGAUGGGUUUACUGCGCGCAUUACACCACAACUAGAGCUUUACGGCCACAGAGGGUCAGUGGAUUCUGUAUGUUCGCACGCCGAGUCAGGGCGUGUCCUCUCUGGAUCCUCGGAUCAUUCAGUCGGCAUCUGGUCGACGCGGAAAUCAGAUGCGCCUGCUGCGCCGGAGGAGCUCGUCCCCAAGUCCAAGGGUAAGGAUGGCAAGCGGAGAAAGUUGAACCCUGACAUCUCCGUACCGCAGAGAGGUCCGGUGGCGCUGAUGAAAGAGCAUACUGGGCAAGUGUCUGGGGUUAUCUUUGACCACAAAGAUCACACAAUUGGUUAUUCGACCUCAUGGGAUCAAACGGUGCGGAGCUGGGAUUUGGUAACGGCCUCUCUUGUGGAUACGCGGACAACGUCGAGUGCACUGUUUUGCAUAGAACAUAUGCCUUCACUGAGCCUGAUUGCGGCAGGAUCCGUCAGUCGGGUGAUCAAGAUGGUGGAUCCACGUGCAUCAGCGGCCACUGUUACUGCGAUGACACUGAAAGGACACAAGAACUCAGUCGUGAGUCUUGCGCGAGAUCCGACCAACGAGUACACAAUUGUCAGCGGCAGUCAUGACGGUACUUGCCGUGUCUGGGAUGUUCGAAGUACAAGACAAGAGAAAGAAGGAAGUGUUGUAUCGAGCUUAUACACCCUGCCUCGAGCGAGCCAAAAGGGCAGUACGGUUUCAGGCGUUGCUGAGGGAGCCAAGGUCUUUGCAGUCUGCUGGGACAAGGAUGUGGGCAUACUCAGUGCCGGCGAGGAUAAAGUGGUCCAGAUCAAUCGCAGCGAUGAGCAGACCUGAGAAUCGUGCAAGGUAUCGUUACAACAGCCUUUAUCAACAUUUAACCUCAUCAGGACUGCGUGUUGGUCAAGAUUGACCAAUGUUCAUGCUUAUUGCGGAUUCUUCACAAUCGGGACAAGCCAUUGGCAACACAACAUUGCCAUGUUUGGCAGCAACUGAUAAUUUGAGUGGUUGUCAUGUCCAAUCACACCGGAACCAGCCCUGCCAAAGAACAUGUGAUCGUCCCAGUGGUCAUUUGCAUGUACCACCGGUUUGACGUUGCUGUGCUCCCGCAGUGCAUUUACGUACAAUAGUCGUCGCAGGUGGAAUCGGUUUGGGUUGGGGUUGGAACAAGCGACAACACGUGCAGCAGGGACAGAUGACACUAAUCUUGAGGAUCUCGGGGAGUACAGGAUGAAUUAAGAAGCGAAAAUAGUAGGGUUCAAGGUGGCACUGCCAGUCAGGGGGGAAAUACAGAGUUCCUUGCACGGUACGGAGUACCGAAUUCAGUAACCAAAAAUACCAGGACAGGUGACUUUGUAAACACGGAGAUGAAGAUGGAUACUAGUAUACACCCUGGUCCCUGGGAAGGGUAUGGGGACGGCGCAAUAGUCUAGGUAAAAAGCCCCUUGUGUAAUCCCCG